CAACAACACUGACCUUGUACAGCAUCUUGGACGUCGAAACAGACGCUACCAGAGCCGCGACGCAUCAAACUCAAUCCCAGAUUGAGUGCUGUCGUCAAAGGUGAAAGAGUCAGAAUCCUGGCCUCUCGCGAUCACCCGCCCACGGACUAGCCGUUUGAAUUCACGCGGCUGAAGUCUGCCCGCACUUUUUGUGCGUUAGCGAGCUGUUGCCGCCUUUAACCUGACGAAUAGCGCCCGGCCCGAAACGGCGUUUGCGCGAUUGCUGAAGCUUGGGCCUUGGAAGUUGUACGCCAAGCCAUCAAGAAGUGAAGCACUGCAAGAUCGGGUGUGGGAGUGUUGAUGCUGGCAUACUGGGUUCCAUACUCGAGUGCGAACACUAUCCGAGAGCUGCAAGAGUUCACCGAAAACGGAAUCGUUUACGACUUUUCAAACGACGACGACAACAAGCGAAGACAUAUGGCUGCAGUGAUGGCAAUGGACCAAGGAGCUGUCCUACAUGCGCUACCAUUACAUGGUGCCGACUACAAUAUUCAUGGAGAACACGACUGCAUCGAGCAGUAUACUGGACAUGCGCAUCAUUUCCAACCACCUGGAACACACACUGCCGACCGUUUCCGACAAGACGGCAAUUUGACACAGCCAUCGCCGGCCUCGUUUGCUGUGCCGACAGCUGCUCAUACAGCGAAUCACGCGCAAGAGGCCCGCUUCGGUGCUGAACGCUGGGGCAUAGCGUCGGAUGCCAACAGCUACCAAGCAGCAACUCAUCUCACUGACUCGAGCUCUGGCUCGAUCUCGACCAGUCCGUCCUCCGCCGCAUCCUCGCAUCUUGCGUACACCACCUACCCGACGAACCAUUACACAGGACUUCCCACCUAUACUGGCUCUGUGUCACUACCCCAGUCGUUCGUACCAAGUUCCUUGACCGGUGCCCGCAUAUCAGAAGGGCUCCAUGGCGCGACGUCCGUGCUGACUCCUCUACCACGGCCACCCAUCGUGGGGGACGUCUCGGAACGUGAGACCUACGCAACCGGAGCGGCACGUUAUCUGACACACCAGCAACUGCCGCAGCCGGGCUUCAGCGCCUACCCAAAUAUAUCACGCUCUUACGGUCCUGCGCUGCCCGAUGGUUUUACUUAUGCGCAAGCCAUGACGUCCGCCAAUGGCUACGGCAGCUCAAACGAGAGCAGUCAAAGCUCGAACUUCCCAUGGCCUGAUCUUCAGUGUCUGUUGGAAAUGACAUGCGAAGGUAUGGAUGUCACACCGAACAUACAUGCCAAGGUCGAAAAGGGGCUGUUUCUGUCGACAUCAGACCAGAAAUGGACGUGUUACAGGAGAAACUAUUUCUCUGUCGCAUGUAGCUACGACAUCACUCCCAACAUCAACAACGGUCGCAUCUUCCUCAAGCGUAAUAACAACAGUGAGCAGGUGCAAGCCAUGGGAGUCAAGCUUUCGGCAGUUGUGGAUGGCUCUCAAGGCAAAAGCAUUGAGCUGAUCCAGCAUACGCCAAAGCGAGACAAUGGACCAAAAACGAAGAUCGAAGUGACGAAGCUUUCACCAACACCCACCUCAAGAUCCGAGCAAACUCUGUCGCCUAACGGCGUGUAUCAGGUUCCAAUGGGAACUUUCCAUCCCACGGGCGUCGUUCCUGGUCCGUACCUGCCGUUGCAAAGCACGACAGAUUCAGGUGCGACCACGACAGCAACCGCACAAGCGCCUACUAUGCCAUCGUACAGUACAUAUGCAUCGGCGGCAUCUCAUCUGUCCAUACCCGGACAGCAAACAUCGCAGACAUUCGAGCGAGUUCAAUUCAAGUCAGCUACCGCUAACAAUGGCAAGCGACGCGCAUCACAGCAGUACUUCCAUCUCGUUGUCGAGCUGUGGGCGGACGUGCGGAAGGAAGGCAGUGAUAACCCUUCGUGGGUCAAGGUUGCUCAACGCUUUAGCGGCAAGAUCGUUGUACGUGGUCGAUCACCCAGCCACUACCAAAACGAAGGCCAGAACAGUUCGACUGGACGCGGCACUGGGAGCUCAGGUGGAAGCAGCGGCUAUGGCAGUAGUACCACUGGAGGGUACGGUAUGAACGCCGGCGGCUUCAGGAGCUCAACUACUGGCUACGGCGGUGUCAGCAGCGGAUACCGUGGUACCACGUACGCAGCCCACCCAUCCUCAGAUGGGUCAAGUGGAAGCAGUCCGGGUAGUGUGGAUGAAGGCGCCAUCGAGAACGAACAUCAUGCCGACACUGUUAUGUCCGAUGCCGAGCGGGCCGGCAUCCAGACCUUCGAAGGCUACCAGUAUUUCCCAGGCCCCAUCUACGAAGGCGUCCAAUUGCCACCGCCACCGAUUAAGGUCGACAACGUUACAAGAUAUACCACGGAACCUCGGCAUUACGCCGUCAAAGCCGAGUAUGCCGACGCCAUCCCGGGCGCUCAAUGGUCGGUCGGCGCAUGCGGCCGUUUCGAUGGUGUUGCAUCCAGCCGCGGCUACUAUCCAGACCUCUCCGCGAGCUUUACUUGAGGCUCCGUACUGGCAGACCCUCUAGCGAUUUACCCUUUAGCUCCUUUGUAUCGCACGUGCUGCGUUUGACCAACAAUCUCGCACUUACGACCUGGUGGUCACAAAUUCGAUCAGCAGAUGCUACAAGCUUGACACAGCUGCGCCGGCCGCUACAGCGUGUUGAGCACGAGUAUUAGUAUUGCUUUAUUUCUGCUCUGCAUCGCUUACCGCGCGGAUACCCUCGGCGCAUGGGCCCGUUAUGGUAUCAGUAAUAUCUAGAGUGAUAUGAGAGGGAAUCAGAGGUGCAGCAUUGCUGGCGCAGGAAGAUGUUGAUGAUUAACAGGUUGAAGGGUACCACAAGAUGUGGCGGGUUACGCAUGCCGUGGCGAGAUGACUGGAGAGC
Messenger RNA from Baudoinia panamericana UAMH 10762, 2896 nucleotides. RefSeq lists its product as uncharacterized. The transcript has 4 exons. Gene Ontology annotation, biological process: meiotic cell cycle; positive regulation of transcription by RNA polymerase II. The coding region runs from base 340 to 2514 and encodes 724 amino acids. The record is from RefSeq and is a predicted model, not a curated record. Lineage: Eukaryota; Fungi; Ascomycota; Dothideomycetes; Mycosphaerellales; Teratosphaeriaceae. Gene Ontology annotation, cellular component: nuclear chromosome. Gene Ontology annotation, molecular function: DNA-binding transcription factor activity; DNA binding.